Komagataella phaffii GS115 is the source of this 1575-nucleotide messenger RNA. RefSeq lists its product as hypothetical. The record is from RefSeq and is a predicted model, not a curated record. NCBI's taxonomy places the organism in Eukaryota, Fungi, Ascomycota, Pichiomycetes, Pichiales, Pichiaceae. The coding region runs from base 1 to 1575 and encodes 524 amino acids. The transcript has a single exon.
AUGCGGUUGUCUUUAGCAACACGAGAAACACCGUCUACCGGUACAUCGCCGGUGUUUGCUGGUGACGAAGAUCAUAGCAGUGCCAACAAUAGCAGUAGCAACACUUUCAACUAUGACUACUAUAUAAAAGAAGAACUCUCUGGAAAUCUCCUGGAAACAGCCUUUUUUGAAUCUCCGAUUAAUGAUACAAUGCUCUGCUCCAUGUUAUCGUAUCCAAAAAUUGCUGGUACUGAGAAAAUACAAGAACCAGACCAUGAACUGCAGCAACACAGGAAUCCCUUCGGUUGCUGCCAGGAACUCAAAGCUGAAUUGGCCGAACAGCAAGAGCUGUAUCUGCUGCCAAAUAAACUUACCAAGAAUAUUUUUAAUUCAGGGUCUCCUGUGUUCAUAUACACCAAGAUCCCACAAACAAGCUCGGUUCAGUCAUUUGUGGAUGUUAGCAAUUCUUUAUUUGCCACUGACUCCGCCUUGCCUACAAGUUCAUUUCGUGUAGACUCAACAGUCGACAUAUCGUUUGAGCACUCAAUUCAAGAUUCAUACUGUUACCGUUCAAACUCUGCAGAAAUAGCACCUCCAUCCACAGCACUCUCUUCAGGGACUCACGACCUGGUAUCCACCGUGGAAGCAUCCACGACGUUACUGGAGGCAGCCGUCAACUCUAAAAGACGAAUGCUUGAACUUAGACAGCAAAACAGAAUCGAGGAUCUCAGUUUUUCAACAUCAAUAUUCCUUGACCAUUCACGCCUACCGUUGGUUCGUGGGCGUAGCUUUGGAGGAAAUAGCAGUAGACCUCCCAAGACGCCAUUGAUUCCUGGGACGCGGUACGUUACUGCCCGUUUAAGACUGGAAAACAGCACAAGUGAGGAUAUGUGUUUGCCCCAGUGGAACAAGGCGGAACUCAAAGACUCUAGAAGAAUAAUCCGUAUUGAAAGAAGAUACCAGUCUGAUGAAAUUGUCGCUUCCUUUUCCAUAGUUGGAUCGGCCAUAGAGUACCCAAAGACUAAGCCUGCAUUCGAUCCUGACGUCAAGGUUUUGGAAGUCUCGUGUCUAAAAUGUCCCACCAACGAAAAUGAACCUAACGAGGAGCGAUUUGUCAGUGAAUGUACGUCAGAUGAAGCACGAACACAACAUGCCUUAACAGAACCCCUAACGUCAGGCUUCAACAGAGAACCGAAUGGCCAUAACCCUAAAACGGCUGGGAAUUCAAUUGGAUGCAGGUACUAUAUUACCAGUGUCGAAGUCAUCAAGAUAAUAGAACUACUGAUUGGAAGCUAUUCAACCUCAGACCCCGUGCAAAGGAGAAAAGAGAGAGGCCGUAUACGAUCUAACUUGGUGCAGUUCUGGUCCAAACACCUAGUCUUUUCCUCGAAGAACUCUAUGAAGCGCCGUUCCGUGCCAACAGGCAACGAUGCUUAUCUUACGGAGCUGGAGCAUCGUAUUAACACUUAUGAUGUGAGAAAACCUCGACUAUUUGAUAAGAGUGUCAAGAUUCUGGAAUGGUCUAAACUUGGACCUGCUUUGCGUCGGGCUAUCCAAAGCUAUUACAUGGUACGACUAGACGAAUCCAGCAACUAA